UUCAUGCAGUCUCAAAGUGUGGGUGCUUCUAGCUAAAUAUCUCAUCCACACAUAUGGGACCUCACAGCUCGUCUGUGUCCUGAAGAAAAAACAUUGUCCCGUACGUUGUGUAGUUUGUCCUGGUAAAAGAAAAGAAAAGGAGUUUCUCUAGUUACUCUCUACAUCCAGGACUCCAAGCCAAAAGUCCAGCUUGAGUUCUCACCAUGUCUAUCGACCCUGCGGCCGAGCUGCCUUUCUUCUAUGGCAGCAUCAGUCGCUCGGACGCCGAGCAGCACCUGAAGCUGGCCGGGAUGGCCGACGGCCUCUUCCUGCUCCGACAGUGUCUCCGCAGCCUGGGAGGCUACGUCCUCUCUGUGGUGUGGAACCUGGAGUUUCACCACUACUCCAUAGAGAAACAGCUGAACGGGACUUACUGCAUCGUAGGGGGCAAGCCUCACUGCGGGCCUGCAGAGCUGUGUGAGUUUUACAGCAAGGACGCUGACGGGCUGGUGUGCACCCUGAAGAAACCCUGUCUGCGCUCCCCGGAUACACAAAUACAGUCCGGUGUGUUCGACAGCCUGAAAGAGAACAUGCUGAGGGAGUAUGUGAGGCAGACCUGGAACCUGGAGGGAGAGGCCAUGGAGCAGGCCAUCAUCAGCCAAGCUCCACAGCUCGAGAAGCUGAUCGCCACCACGGCCCAUGAGAAGAUGCCUUGGUAUCACAAUAAAAUCACCCGCCAGGAAGGUGAGAGGCGGCUUUACUCUGGAGCACAACCAGACGGCAAGUUUCUAGUGAGAGACAGGGAGGAGUCUGGUACUUUUGCUCUCUCCAUGAUGUACGGGAAAACGGUUUACCACUAUCAGAUCCUCCAAGACAAAUCGGGGAAAUUCUCCAUGCCAGAGGGAACAAAGUUUGACACAAUCUGGCAGCUGGUCGAGUACCUGAAGAUGAAACCUGACGGCCUAGUCACUGUCCUUGGGGAGGCGUGCCUUAACGGCAAACCUGAAAAGACACCCAGUCUUCCUGUAGCGAGGCGGCCUAUUGGAAAUGGAUACACACCGCCACCACGAGCUAUUUCAACAGCCUUGCCAGCAGCUGCCUCCUUGCCUCCAAACCGUGAGGUUCUGCCCAUGGACUGCGACGGGUUCAACCCCUACCAUAACCCGAACGAUGUGAAGAGAUUUAAUAUCCAGAGGAGUCAGCUGCUGAUGGACGAGGUGGAGCUCGGCUCUGGGAACUUUGGCUGUGUCAAGAAGGGAGUCCUCAAGACUGAUUCGGGUCAGAUAGAUGUGGCCAUCAAAGUGCUGAAGAAUGAAAAUGAGAAGCUGGUGAAGGAGGAGAUGAUGAGGGAGGCCGAGAUCAUGCACCAGCUCAGCAACCCCUUCAUCGUUCGAAUGCUCGGCCUCUGCAACGCAGAGAAUCUGAUGCUGGUCAUGGAAAUGGCUUCUGCUGGACCUCUCAACAAAUUCCUCACCACCAAAAAGGAUACCAUAACUGUGGAGAACAUCGUCAACCUGAUGCACCAGGUGUCGAUGGGGAUGAAGUAUCUGGAGGAGAAGAACUUUGUGCACAGAGAUUUAGCAGCUCGUAACGUCCUGCUGGUCAACCAACAGUUCGCCAAAAUCAGUGACUUCGGGCUCUCUAAGGCCCUGGGAGCUGAUGACAACUACUACAAGGCUCGCACAGCAGGUAAAUGGCCACUGAAGUGGUACGCUCCAGAAUGUAUAAACUUCCACAAAUUCUCCAGUAAAAGCGACGUGUGGAGUUUUGGUGUCACCAUGUGGGAGGCCUUUUCCUAUGGAGGGAAACCUUAUAAGAAAAUGAAAGGACCGGAGGUGAUUCGCUUCAUUGAAAGUGGGAACCGCAUGGACUGCCCAUCAGUGUGUCCUGAGCGGAUGUAUACACUGAUGAAAGAGUGCUGGACAUACAAGCAUGAGGACCGUCCAGACUUCAAGAAGGUCGAGGAGUCCAUGAGGUUGUACCAUUACUCCAUAUCGAACAAGGCCAAGCCUGAGGGAGACGCAGCCGCCGCUGAGCCUGUCAAGUAGACGGAAACAAGGCACAUUCUGUCCCAGCGCCGCACAAAGCAUCCUUUCAACUGGCCAUUAAACAACCAAAACAAAGAGCUUUUUAUGAACGGUGACCAGCUUCAACUACAGUACUGAUACAGCUACACAGGCCUCAGUGACAAUAAAUGUGCAUUUGUAAAUUGAACUUCAGUUUGUCAGUCAUGUAAGGAGGAUCUCUGUCUGUCUGUCUAUCUGUCUUGGUUUGAAUCUUAAAUGUCAACGUCAUCACAAACUAAUUUUAUAUUCUGGUACUUUGGAGUACAAUGGGAGUAUAUGAUAGAUGUAUGAAUUGUUAUUCAUUGUCUUUUCCUUUUCAUCUGCCACCACACAUAGCAGUGUAUUGUUUCUUUUGCCAAAUAAAGUAGAAAGAAUCUAAUAGAACUGUAAA
Molecule: messenger RNA, 2436 nt
Organism: Lates calcarifer (barramundi perch)
Lineage: Eukaryota; Metazoa; Chordata; Actinopteri; Centropomidae
Product: tyrosine-protein kinase ZAP-70
Exons: 13
Coding region: 204-2027 (607 amino acids)
Biological process (GO): cell surface receptor protein tyrosine kinase signaling pathway; cell differentiation; protein phosphorylation
Cellular component (GO): cytoplasm; extrinsic component of cytoplasmic side of plasma membrane
Molecular function (GO): non-membrane spanning protein tyrosine kinase activity; signaling receptor binding; ATP binding
Source: RefSeq, a predicted model, not a curated record